This is a messenger RNA of Naegleria lovaniensis, 2166 nucleotides long. RefSeq lists its product as uncharacterized. The transcript has a single exon. The record is from RefSeq and is a predicted model, not a curated record. Bases 1 to 2166 code for a protein of 721 amino acids. Lineage: Eukaryota; Heterolobosea; Eutetramitea; Acrasida; Naegleriidae. Gene Ontology annotation, molecular function: protein binding.
AUGCGAAAAAGCCUUUACUUGCAAAUUGUAUGGCAAAAUUUCAACAAGAUUACUUCAUCCCGUAGCACAACCUCGUUGAGUGUUUGUUCUUCAUCAAUAAUAUCACAUAUUCUUAGAAGGACUUCAUCAAACAACAAUCCGAAGAUUGCAGAUGAUUCAUCAUGGUUGAUGCAAAAAAAAGAAUAUCAUUCAAAUAGAUGUAUUUUGAACGCUUCUUCAGCUAGUUCGACUUCGGAAAGUGGUAAAGAUUAUUUAACAAGCAAGAGUAUUUCCCUAGGAGUAGAUGAAUCUGGAAUUCCUCUUUCCCAAUCGUUCCUAAAGCCAACAAUUUCAUACGAAGAAUUUAUUUCAAAAUGUAGAGCCAUGGAAUUAGGGGAAUUGGAAGCAACAAGUGAAAACGUUAAUGAUUUAUAUCUGUAUGUCAAGUAUGACAGAAUUUCUGGUUUAUCUCACUGCUCCCGAGAGCAACUUGAAGGACUCUACAAGUAUGCUUUUUUGAAUUGCUAUAGAUUUGAAUCUUCAUUUGACAGAUCACUUUGUGCUCAGAGUUUAUUUGACAAAUUAAUGGAAAUAUUAUUUCAGAGAGAAUUGAAAGAGUUUGACCUCUCGCUAUUGGAAGGCAAAAAUAAGGUACACUUAAAACCUGAAGAUGUCAUACCUGUAACAUUUAAUGACACGGACCUUUAUGUCAUUUUAAUUGAUAUUUACUCAGAAAACAAGUUUCCUGAACAAACGUUUGAGCUUUUUGAAUCUAUGAAAAAGCACUUUCAAAUACUUCACAAACAAGAAGAAAUAUUGCAAGGAUUGGCGAGCGCAAUGGAUGAUGAUGGAGCAGAUACAGACAAUGCGACACCAUCGUCAAGCUCUACUACGAGUAGAGAAAUGGACGAAAUUGACGAGUCAAGUGGUAUUGUUAUCAAUCCAGAACAUGUAGAUGACGUGUUAAAGAUUGAAUUAGAGCAUAUUUAUGAAGAUCAGGCGGAUGAGACCUCUAUUUUACAGAAAACAGAUGAAGCUCCUUCUUACAUUUCCGUUCUGGAUGCUCCAGAAGAUCCUAACGAUACUGACAUAUUGGUGCCAAACUUUCCAAGACUUAAUCCUCGAGCGUUCAAUCAACUCAUUGAUGCUUGUGCGGGUAUAGGAAGAAUCAAAGAUAUUUACCAAAUACUUCAAUUCAUGAUUGCAAACAAUAUUGAAAUGUCCACAGAUACUUUAAACAAAGCAAUUAAGGCCUGCAUUCCUUCUGGAUCAAGCUAUGAAGCUCUAAAGCUCUUUGACAUGAUUAGAGAGAAAAGUGAAUUGACUGUGAAACCAGACAUUGAGACAUGUAAACUGCUGCUCAACACAUGCUAUGAAGCAGGAGAUGAACACAACUAUAAAGACAUCUACGAAGGUAUGAAGCGUAUGAUUGUCAACAAGGAAACUGGCGUUACAGAAGGACAGUAUGAAUCGGAAUUACUAAUGGAUUAUUUGAAAUGUAAAUGUGCUACUGCUGCAAGUGAAAAUUGUUCCGAGUGCUUAAAGUUAGUUGAAGAUUUCGAAUCAAAAACAGGAAGAAAAUUGAGUAUUGAUUAUUACAACCAAGUGUUACAAGCUGCCGCUAAAGUUGGAGACAAGAAAACAGCUUUGAAAAUUCUUGAAAAAACUCUCAGAGAAUACACUGCGAGCAAAGAAAACACCUCUCAAGCACCAAGCACAUACACCCUUCCAAAUAUGGAUACUUUUAAUGGUGCUUUGAAGGCAUUAAGUUAUGAUGGAGAUUUGAGAACGGUCGAUCUGUACAAACACCUCAGAAAAUUGUGCCGAGAUCUUUUCCAUCCAAAUACUGAAACAUUCAAUGCCAUCAUUGCUGCAGAAAUCAAGAGAGGAGACAUCAUGAAAGCAAAGAAAAUCCUCAGAGAAAUGAGAGCACGUGGUUUGGCUCCAAAUGCUACGACUUUUAAUCAAUUAUUCUAUGGAUAUUACAAGACUGAUUGGGAACAUCACAUGAAAGAAUUCAGAGAACGGGAAAGAACAAGUGUUUUUAAAGCUUAUUAUGAAAGAUGGGAAAAAGAGCAUGCCACACUUGCCAACACGCAGGAUGACCUUUCUGAUGAAGCUCAAAAGGCCAUUGAGGAAAUUAUGUUUGCACCUUCAACAACAGACAAAGACCCAACGAGCAAGUAA